AUGCCCUCCGCCGAUACGCCAGGCUCCACACCGGAAGUCGGCGAUGAGCCGAAGGUUGAGCCCGACCGCGUGCCGAAUGGAGGGUACGCCUGGGUCAUCGCUGCCUGUAUCCUCGCCUCCAGUGCUGUUACUUUGUUACUUGGGGUGCGAAACAACACGACGUACGGUGUCUUCACCGCCUACUAUCUCGAAGACAACUACUUCAACGCCUCGAUUCACGACUACGCCUGGAUUGGGGGCCUGAGCGUGGCUGUCGCUCUCUCGCUCGCGCCGCUUGCCAAUUGGUUGACGCAGGUCAGCAACUAUCGUGUCGCGCUUCUCAUCGGCGCGACCUGCGUGGUUCUCGGCCAAUGCAUGGCGGGACUUUGUACCAGCUUCGCCCCGUUUCUUGUCUGCCAAGGCGUCGUGUUUGGUGCUGGUCUUGGCUUCGUACUUGUACCCUCGCAGCCGCUUCUCUCACACUGGUUUGACACCCGCUUAUCACUCGCGCAAGGCGUGGCGGCGGCGGGCUCAGGCCUAGGCGGUCUGGUCCUCGCGAACACAACGCGGGCAAUCCUGGAGCAUCCGAGGCUAGGCGUCAAAUGGGCUUUGAUCAUCAAUGGUGGGAUCUCGGGGAUGGUGCUCUUCCCGUUUCAUUGCCUUGCUACGGAGCCGACACAAGGCUUAAGUCCGCUCGCCUACUUCAUCGCCCUUUACUCGCUUGCUUCCUUCGCCACUUCCGCCCUAAACCUCUCCCAGACUCAAGGCGCGGCGCUACAGUCCAUCCUCGCCGCUGGUCAGAUGUUCGGUAGACCAGCUUGGGGAUGGCUUCUCGACAAAGGCGGCCGACUCAACAUGACGAUUCGCUGCUAUCUCCUCUGCGGCCUCUCGACAUUGUGCAUCUGGCUUCCCGCUCGCUCGUUCGCCGUCCUCGCGGUAUUCGCCUUCAUUCAGGGCGUCACCGGCGGGACCGUAUGGGCAGCUUCAACACCGAUCGGAGCUCUGAUCGUGGGCGUCAAGGACCUGCAGUCGGCAAUGUCGAUCUUCUGGCUCGUGCUCGUCAUCCCAGCUCUGACUGGACAGCCCAUCGCCAUCGCUUUGCUCGAGUAUUCGCGGAACAAGCUGGGAAGGGACGGGCCGGAGGCGUACUACAUCAGCAUUGGGUUCUGCGGAGGCGUCGCAGUGUUCAGUGCGGCGCUGCUGUACGGGGCCAAGCGCCAUGUGCAGCAGGGGAGCUGGAAGGUGUGGCAGAAGACCUAG
Molecule: messenger RNA, 1239 nt
Organism: Dioszegia hungarica
Lineage: Eukaryota; Fungi; Basidiomycota; Tremellomycetes; Tremellales; Bulleribasidiaceae
Product: UM00103-like protein
Exons: 5
Coding region: 1-1239 (412 amino acids)
Biological process (GO): transmembrane transport
Molecular function (GO): transmembrane transporter activity
Source: RefSeq, a predicted model, not a curated record